Lactuca virosa is the source of this 462-nucleotide messenger RNA. Lineage: Eukaryota; Viridiplantae; Streptophyta; Magnoliopsida; Asterales; Asteraceae. The record is from the annotation of a GenBank genome assembly.
AUGGUGUUUCUGGAAGUGGGUGUUGCCACACGGGAUAUGUGGUUUUUGACGCUUGUGAUCCUACUUCGGAUUGUGGCUAAUGUAACUUAUAUAGUGGCAGAGGAAUCCGGCCUUUAUUAUGAACAUCGGGUGGAUUUGGAAGACGUUAUUGCAGUUAUAGAUAUCACGUGUUGCAUCGUUAUUUGUUUCUACACUGCUUUGGUGUGUUGCGAGUUCAAAUUGGCGAAGGAUGCAUCAACCUUUCUGAGGUCUUUUAGCUCGCUCAAGGAGACUUCCGUUAGGCCGGAUGUGUUCCCUGUCUUGGUUUUAGUAUACCUUAUGUUUAUGGCAUCAGAGUCUCUUGAAAUGACUAUUGUGGCAAAGGAAAGCAUUAGUUUUGUGUUCUAUAUGGUGAUGUUUUACAUGUACAGGCCAUAUGUUCUGGAGGAUGAGGGAGAAAACUGUAAGAAACUUCUCGUCUAG